Pungitius pungitius (ninespine stickleback) is the source of this 4756-nucleotide messenger RNA. RefSeq names its product DnaJ (Hsp40) homolog, subfamily C, member 5 gamma a (gene dnajc5ga). The coding region runs from base 200 to 865 and encodes 221 amino acids. The transcript is spliced from 7 exons. The record is from RefSeq and is a predicted model, not a curated record. NCBI's taxonomy places the organism in Eukaryota, Metazoa, Chordata, Actinopteri, Perciformes, Gasterosteidae.
GCGUCUGCCUUCUCGCGAAGAGACGCGCACAUGAAGAGGCGACCCGGCGGCGCCACAGCGGGCCAUCACUCCUCCGCCACCGGUCCCCCAAAAAAGACGAGCCUUCACUGGAGAGUUAAGACAUUAAACCGGAUGCCUCUAUGAUCCAGCCAACCGCACGGCGAGAUAUACAGUGUUCAGUUUGCACAAGACGUGAGCCAUGGCUGAACCGAACCCCUCCCGCCCCCAAAGGAAGAUGUCUACCGCUGGGGAGAGCGUGUACAAGGUGCUAGGGCUGGAGAAGGGAGCGACGGCCGAGGACAUCAAGAAGGCCUACAGGAAACUAGCGCUGAAGUACCACCCGGAUAAGAACCCGGAGAACCCAGAGGCGGCGGAGAAGUUCAAGGAGAUUAACAACGCAAACUCCAUUUUAAAUGACGAGACCAAGAGGAAGAUCUACAACGAGUACGGCUCCAUGGGCCUGUACGUGUCCGAGCAGUUCGGAGAGGAGAGCGUCAAAUACUACUUCCUCAUGUCCAAGUGGUGGUUUAAGGGUCUGGUGCUGUGCUGCACCAUGUUCACCUGCUGCUGCUGCUGCUGCUGCUGCUGUUUCUGCUGUGGGAAGUGCAAACCCCCCGACGACGAGGAGAACUACCAGUACGUCGACCCCGAAGACCUGGAGGCCCAGAUCAAGGCGGAGCAGGACGGAGGUUACACAGUAAUCAUAGGCCAGCCCAAAUCUAAUCCAGGCCCGGAAGGCCCGGAAGGCCCGAGUCAGCCCGCCCCCAUUCCACUGCCGAUGCCUCCCCCGGAGGCCCAGUCGCCGAGCCCGGCCGGUCCAGCAGGGGAGGAGAACCCGGGAGAGACCCUACCAGAGUCGAAAUGACUCGAAAGUGACAGUGGGGAUAAGCCUCAACUAGCAGAAGCAGCCUUUCGAGCCCCUCCUAUGAUCCAGCCACAUCCGACUGCUGCCAGAGAGCAACCUGCCGAAAGCCACCAGCCGGGCCCCGGCCCCCACCUCAAUCCUGCCCCCUCAACCCACCGGAUCUACCCUACUGGACCACACCUGUAAGGUGGGGGCCUAAAGGCUCCAGGGCCCCCUCAAUGGAACUCAAAGUUAUGGAGACGUAUUCAUGCAGAUUAAACCACCUACUGGGCUUGAAAAGGCCACACCCCCCCCCCCUCCCCUCCCUCCGCCCCACGCUGCAUCUCCCUCCAGCUUGCUGCAAUAAUGUUAGCCCAGCCUGGGCUACAUGGGAUCCUGCCAACAGUUGGUUAUCCAGGACUAGGCUUAACUACUCCUCACUAAUCUGUUCUAAUCAUAACAAAACCGGAAGGACUGGGCCUCAAGAUGGCUGCAAGCGGUGAGCUGCGGGGCUACGCCGUCAUAGAAGGCUGCAUCCUCACGAUCUGUCUGCUAACAGGACUAGGACUGGAAUUGAAUCUCUCCAGACCUCACCGUACGUCUCCCUCCAUUGUGGAUGGUGACCGUUUCCCACGGGAGCCUGUGUUCUUUCCCUCUUUCACUUAAAGAAAAAGGAUUUUUUUGAAUGCCACCUGUGACUGCUGCACGGCAGUGUGACUGCAGAGGACCUAUUUUGUUGUUGUUGUUGUUGUCGUUCUCGUUCUUCAGUCUCGUCUCAACGAACAGUCUCAUUCCGUUUAAUAUUGCACCGUCUAAUUUACAUUGGGGACCCCCGGUGAAUAUCACACAGACAUGACGAAGCGGAAUCCGAGGAGAUUUGACUCGGCAGAAGCGAUCUUUUGAUGUCUAAGCCAAAGGCGGGAAGUGAAGGCGUGGAGCCCGGGUCGCAGUCGAGGCUUUUCUUAAAGGCAUGCAUUAUUUUUGUCCCUAAUGCAUGCUUCGUCGUCGUCGUCAUCCCUCCUUCCCCUCGCCCCGGCACACACUCAUGUACAGCGCUGGAAUACAGUGGGCCCACCAAACCCUAGAACUGCCUGGUACACACAAACACACACACACACACGAGUCAUCGUCACUGGGCUGCAAAAACAACCCAGCCCAAUGUAUUGACUCCAAUGGACAUGGACAGAUGCCAUACCAUGGAAGAUAAAUGCACAGCUCGUCCUGCGCUCCCGUUGUUCAGUGAAACUAUAAAGCCAACAGCUCCGUGUAGCGUGCCAACGCAUGAUGACUCGAUGGUCUCCGGAAUCGCCAUUUGUUGUUUUUUCUCCUAUAAGUUUGGGUCUAUGCACCUUGCAAAGCGAGUCUGUUCCUUUUUGAUAUAAGUCCAGGGUUUUAUUUGACCUCUUACUUCCAGAACAUCCAAAACCGGCAACUUUUAAGUUACUUGAUAAACUGUCCACUCUGGUCCAGAUUCACUAAGGCUGCAUUGCAAGGGAAAUCAUCUGGUUCCAUUCAUAAUGGAUUAAUAAAGUGACCCUAGAUAAAGAUGACUGAGAUAUCAUUGUUCUGCUCUGAUGUCUGGCUGGCAUGAGUGUCUCAUUUGCUUAUUUAUUGCUCCUCCCUGUGCAGACCUUUAGUGAAUCUGGAUCCGUGUUUAAGCUGCACAGAACCGCACCAUGACGAUUUUUUGUCUACUUAAAUGUUCUUACAAUUUGUGGUUUUUGGUUAUUUGUUAGACGGGAGCAUAAAUCACAGGUAGUUUUUAAUCGUGGUUUUCUUCUGCAUGGUCAACGUUAGUGCUGCAGCUAGACAUGGGACCGUUUUAAUCAAUGAAAUGUGGUAUAAAAAAACUUAAAACUGGCACUAAAUCAGACUGGAAUCACUUUACCUUGCACAAAGUCAGGAAGCAAAUAUUUUUCACUCAUCUGACCCAUUGAUUUUUGUUAUUUAGCGAACUCCAUUUUUAGUUAACAAAACAUUUUUCAAUCUUAAAUGAGGUUAACCUAAACUACCCCUGCAUGGAUAACAAAUGAACAAAGGUUAAAAUAAGAGCAACAUUGUGGCUCUGUUCUUUCUUCUCUAAUAAUUCUUUAAUUUAAUUUAAAUCAGGCUUUUCCAAAGACACUCUUGAGGGUUUUCAUGAUUGUCCUCAUAAUGGAAAUUCUCCACCAUCAACUUUUGUUUGUAUUUUCAAUUUCAUUUCAAUCCAAUACUCUAUUAAAACCUAACAUCCCAUCCCUAGCUGCAGCAAACAACAUUUCUUCCAUAAUCGAUAGCUAACUGGCCACAAGGUGAUUUUACUUUAAGGGACUGAAAUGAUUCAUCAACAAAUUUUUCCCUUCAUCAAAUAAUUGACUAAUCGUUUCAGCUCAAGGUCUUCAAUCAAGAUUUUGCAACAGGUGAUCAAGAUGGAAGUUAUUGUUACUGGUCUGUACACGAGGCUUUUGACCUGUGUCGGGAGUCUUAUUAACCACAAACCUGUGUUUUUAUUGAGUCUAAUUCAGCUGUGUUCCAUGUACAGUCGACCUUGAUGCACUUCGCCAUGUCUAGCAAGUUAAUAUCAUGGGAAUGGUAUUGAUUAACGUUCACUCUACUUGAGAUACACACACACACACAGUUUCAUAUUGGAUUAAUUGCCACACAGGUGCUUUGAUUAAUUGAACAUGGGGAAUAUUAAUGUGGUGACAUCAUCUUGGGGGGGGGGGUGAUUCUUCAUCAAAGACUUGUUGUCAGCAACUUUUAUUCAUUUGUUUUAUUGUCUGGAACUCACCAUGAAACUGAACUGACCCGACGGAGACAGAAACCUUUUCAUGUCUACGUAUCUAAAAUAAAAAAAAUACAUGAGAAAAAUGUUCCUAUCCAAGGGUGUUUGAACCGGAGUUUCUGUCUCGACUGAUCACAUUCAAAACCUUUAAGAAUGUUUACUCUGGUCAAUGCGUUGAUGUGUUGUUGAGAAUUAUUGUCUCGUGCAAAAUACUGUUGCUUGUAGGUACAUUUUUAAAAAACAUUUUUUUUCUAUUUCUAAACUAAAUGUUCUCGCUGUCCGCUAGCAGAUUAUUCCUUUUGGUUUUCCUCCCACAAUAAAUAAAGGCCAUAGUGCGUCUGUGUCAAACUCCGCUGCUAAUACUCCUCAAUAUGAAUAUUGCCCGGCGAGCUGCAAUAGAAUAACGUAGACCUCCAUGUGGAACCAGCAACCAGGAACGUCUUCUUUUUGGUGAAUUACAAAAUGUUUCUAAGCCAGCUUGGACUAAUACUUUACCUCCAUGUCUCUAUCGACGUGUAUCUCCUUAACCACCGAUACUUCUUCACCUCUCAAAUCAAAAGCGUUAAAGCAACGAGGCCACAGUGCGCUGAAAGAAGACAUUAUUUAUUAUUUUUGCAAUUGUUGUAAGAUAAAAGUAAAUGACAAGAUUCAUUAUUGUGAAUUGAGACGUUUAAUGAAUUAAUGUCUGUUUUGUAAGUUAUACUUUUUUUUUUUUUAAUUCGUCACAUAGCAUAAUAUAAAUGUAAUAUACUAAUGCGGGGCUGGGGUCAAAUAGUGUUUUAUGUUGCCUGUUGAUGAGUGAAGUCUCUCAGUACUGGUCCAGUGCUUCGUGCUAACCUGAUAGCAUACGCUUUGUGUUUGAUAACAUGAACUCAAUGCACGUGAAUGCUAACAACCGUUAGCAUGGAGCUAACGUUCUGUACAUGACGUUCGGACUUGUGUUGUCCUUAAUCGACUGACUGAAGUAGGACAAUCCACUAAAUUGCUGUAUUCCUAGGAGUGACAACAUAUUUAAACGACAAUUACAACAUUUUAUCAAUGGUGUUUUUUUUUUUUGAGGGGGGUGUACUAACUUGUGGUUCCAUUUGGACGAUGUGUAAAAGGAUUUAACAUUAAAUUCAAACGAAUAAAAAGUGUUUUUAUAAUCA